AUGAUAAUAAAUAUAGUCUGGCGUUUUCCGACCAACAAAAAAAAACUUCGCCUUUUUCUGAAUGGAAUUACGAAACGAUAUAUUACAAAUGUAUCUCAAGUACCAGUGGAUCGAUUUAUUCGGCAAUGCUACUCAGUAUUAGAAGUUGAUCCUUCUUGUUGUGAUGAAACAGCAAUUCGUAAAGCAUACUUAGAAAAAGUCAAACAAUAUCAUCCAGAUUCAUCAUUUCAAGAUAAUCGAGGUGAUCAUACAAAAUUUAAUCAAGUACAACAAGCUUACAAAGCACUGAUAGAAACACUAAAAUCAAAUAAUUCUCUUGAUCCAUCUUCAGCAGACGAGGAUUAUGUCAAAUUUGAUAUUCGUCAUACAGCUCCUCAGCAUCGAACACAUUUAGAAUAUGGUGGUUUCGGCAUGGGAACGCCAAGUCACAGACAAACUGCGUAUUACAAAAUGCGGGCUGAAAAAGCAUACGAAAAUGUGUACGAAUAUCGUCGAGAUCGAGAAUCAAUUGAAACAAGAGAUGAACUAAUUGAAAGAAAGAAAAGAAAAGAUGUUCGAUCUACAAAUUUUAUUGAUCGUCUUGUUGAAGAUCUUAUUCAAGAAUCAAUGUCACGCGGUGAUUUUAAUAAUAUAAAAUCAAGUGGAAAAGCAUUACACGAACGCAAUCCACACUAUAUGGAUUUUACUACAUAUAAAAUGAAUGAAAUUCUUAUCGACAAUGGUUAUAUACCUGAAUGGAUUCAACUUGAAAAACAAGUUCGAGAAUUCAUUGAACAAGCACGUAUAGAUUUGAAACGUAUUUUCAAAGCAAUUGCUUCUGAAAAUUUACAAUCGCCUGAUGAAAAGAAAAGCUACUUAACAAGUAAUAUUAAAUGGGCACAAGCAAUAGCGAAAUUUCGUAAUGAUAUUAUUGAAGUUAAUCUUAUUAUCGAUAAAAUCAAUCUAAUUGUGCCGAUGCUUUGGCGACAGCAGGUACACUAUAAUGCUGAUCGAGAAAUUGCAAAAAUUGUUGCAUUGAAUCCGUUGAAGAUCGAACUACCACCAAGUGAAGAAGAAUUAGCACAGAUUCAUAAACAAACAUUAGAUCAACGACAUCAAGAAUGGAUCAAUCAUCAGUCAACUCAACGUUAUUCUGUAUUUGAUGCUAUACGUGAUUUAGUUCAGUCAUUACGAAAUUUUAAAGUUUAA
Molecule: messenger RNA, 1188 nt
Organism: Rotaria socialis
Lineage: Eukaryota; Metazoa; Rotifera; Eurotatoria; Philodinida; Philodinidae
Source: the annotation of a GenBank genome assembly